AUUCGAAAACUCCUGAAUGAUUCGACACCGUAUCAAUACAAAUUACAAGCCCUAAUUUCACUUCACUCCUUCAGUCUCUCUCUCUCUACCUAGCUUCCAUCUCUCUCUCUCUCUCUCUCUCACUCACGCACAGAAUGGCGGACAGAAAGAAAAAGCGCCGGCAAGCCGACCCCGAUUCCGACUCCGAAUCCGAAACCCUCCCCUUCAAAAAGCUCCUAAAACCCGACUCCACCAUCCUCUCCUCCCUCAAAGCCCUAGCCACCGCCUCCUCCACCGCCGGCACCUCCUCCGCCGCCAACCCCGUCACUCUCUCCUCCCUCUCUCUCUCCGACACCUGCCGCGAAGUCACCGACCUCCCUCUCUCCUCCGUCCAGUCCCACAUCGAAACCCUCGCCCUCUCUCUCGCUAAAUCAAUUCUCGCCGGCAAUGGCUUCUCCUUCUCCGUCCCCUCUCGCUCCUCCGCUAACCAAUUGUACGUCCCCGAGCUCGAUCGCAUCGUCCUUAAGCACAAAGCCUCACUUCGCCCUUACGCCAACGUCACCACGGUUCGAAAAACCACUAUAACUACCCGCAUUAUGCAGCUCAUCCACCAAUUGUGCCUUAAGAAUAUACACGUAACGAAACGAGACCUGUUUUACACGGAUGUUAAGUUGUUUCAGGAUCAGACGCAGUCUGAUGCGGUGUUAGAUGAUGUGAGCACGAUUUUGGGGUGUACGAGGUCGAGUUUGAAUGUCGUGGCUGCGGAGAAAGGGGUUGUGGUAGGGAGGCUUGUGUUUAGUGAUAAUGGUGAUAUGAUUGAUUGUACAAAAAUGGGGAUGGGUGGGAAGGCGAUUCCGCCUAAUAUUGAUAGAGUUGGGGAUAUGCAGAGUGAUGCGUUGUUUAUUUUGUUGGUUGAGAAGGAUGCUGCGUAUAUGAGGUUGGCAGAGGAUAGGUUUUAUAAUAGGUUUCCAUGUAUUAUUGUGACGGCUAAAGGGCAGCCGGAUGUGGCGACUAGGUUGUUUUUGAGGAAGAUGAAGUUGGAGUUGAAGUUGCCUGUUUUGGCACUUGUGGAUAGUGAUCCUUAUGGGUUGAAGAUUUUGUCGGUUUAUGGGUGUGGGUCGAAGAAUAUGUCGUAUGAUAGUGCUAAUUUGACGACUCCAGAUAUUAAGUGGUUGGGAAUUAGGCCAAGUGAUUUGGAUAAGUAUAAGAUACCUGAGCAAUGUAGGUUGCCGAUGACCGAGCAGGAUAUUAAGACUGGGAAGGAUUUGUUGGAGGAGGAUUUUGUAAAGAAGAAUCCGGGGUGGGUUGAGGAGUUGAAUAUUAUGGUCAAGUCAAAGCAGAAGGCGGAAAUUCAGGCAUUGAGCUCUUUUGGUUUUCAGUAUUUGUCUGAGGUUUAUCUGCCACUUAAGUUGCAGCAGAAGGAUUGGCUUUGAGGAUGGGGAUGGUGCUGAUUGUGAUCCCUUCCGAACACUUCUGUUAGAUUUCGAGGCCAGUUUCUUUCAAGUCACGUGCAUGUCUUAAAAACUUGUUUUAAUUGGGGAUGCAGGUUCUGUUCUUUCGGAGAAAAAACUGAAAAGCAGGCAGUCUACUGGAUGCGGUUCAAAGGUAAAACAUCUGUGCUGAAUGGCGAUAGCUAUAGUAACUGGAAGGCACCAGUCCUCUUCCGACCUGACUUGCACCCAAGGACCCUCAUUGUAUUUUACAAAUUACAAUUUAUAAACAAAAUUGCUGUAUUAAUUAGGGUCUUGAGUCAUGUACUCGAAAGGUAAGCUUAAUCAUAUUUGGUUGGCUGCUCAUCGUAUGCUAGGAUAUAAGAUUUUCUGGGCCGGGUUUUAGCUUCUUGGCAGUUGGCAUAUGUAUGCUGAGAUUUAAGGUUCUGAAUGGAUUAAGUUAUGACUUGAUGAUCGA
This is a messenger RNA of Daucus carota subsp. sativus, 1887 nucleotides long. Its product is annotated as DNA topoisomerase 6 subunit A. Gene Ontology annotation, cellular component: nuclear chromosome. Gene Ontology annotation, molecular function: DNA topoisomerase type II (double strand cut, ATP-hydrolyzing) activity; ATP binding; DNA binding. The coding region runs from base 135 to 1412 and encodes 425 amino acids. Gene Ontology annotation, biological process: reciprocal meiotic recombination; DNA topological change; meiotic DNA double-strand break processing. Lineage: Eukaryota; Viridiplantae; Streptophyta; Magnoliopsida; Apiales; Apiaceae. The record is from RefSeq and is a predicted model, not a curated record. The transcript has 2 exons.